UUUUCAAAGGUUAAAAUCAUGAAAUAAAAUAUACAUAAAAUAUAUAUACAUAUAAAGGUCUAAUAAUGAAGAAAUUCAAACGGAGAAGUGUCAACAGUUUUCAGUUUGCUCAAAAGACUGAUCCUCAAAAUGCUGAAGAAGCUCCUCCACUGGAUUUAUCACGAGAUGUAGCCGAAAACAUGAAAUACCUUCUUACAGAAAUCACAAGAAAAGAUCACAUGACUACUUCAAGAAGAAUGGGUUUUCUCAAUAACUUUUCUCAGUUUGUUCGUUGUGUACCUUCAACUUCAAAUUUUGGUUUUACUUUUGAUCAGAUAUCAGCUUGUUUGAGGGUUGCACUAAUAAGUCCAGCUAUGCAAGUUCGAGCAGCAUGUUUUAGAGCAUUUAGACAUCUGCUUAUUGAUGCUGAAAGUUUGAAAAUUUUUCUUCAACAGAGGCUUGAUAUUUUCAUAAUAAGAACACUGGAUACCCUUGCUAAAAAAGAUGAUUCAGAACGUGUCCAAGCAUUAAGGCUAAUUAGAAAGAUAGUUUAUCUAUGUCCAGAGUCCUUUCCAAUAUCAUUAGGAAUGUCUUUAGCUGCUAUUUGUUGUGAUAUGUCAGCUGAAAAAGAUCAUAUGUCAAGACCAUGUCUUGCAACGUUAUGUGAAUUAGCUGUUUCAAAUAUUGCUGUAGCUUCAUAUUGUGGUGUGGUUCAUGCAGUUAUUUUAAAUACUUUGGAUUGUACUUUUCCUAGAAUGAAUGAAGCACUCAUCAGUACAGUUUUGUUUCUACUUAAUCACCCUCACUAUAGAUGCUAUGUAAGAAAAAACUACGGACUUGAGGCAGUGCUGGCUCCAUUUACUGAUAUUUACUACAGAUAUAACGCAGAAAUUCCUGAAAAUUUGCUUAAAGAUGAUCAAAUCAAUCGCAUGAGUAGUGCAUCAUUAGCUUUAAUUGCCAUCAUCAAAUCUUGGUCAGGAUUUAUCUAUAUCUGCAACCCUGAAUGCAAUACUAUUGAAACUUUAUUUGGAGUUUUUCGACUUCCUCAUACUGAAAUAAGGAAAGUGAUGAUUGAUAUGUUUUUUGAAAUAUUUUGUUUGUGCAAGCCAGUUUGGACAAAUCAUUUUACAGAAGCUCUUUUGAGUGUUGACCCUUCCAGUCCUCAAGACUCAUGGAGUCUGACUGAAGAUUUUGUUGUAGCUGAGGCUGAAGUCAUUUUACCUCAUCUAGCAAAACAAAAAAGAGUGAAUCUGAUUGAAAGCUAUUUGUCUUUAAUGUUGCACACAUUUUUUGAUGCUGGAAUUUUAGAUAGUUUAGUUAGUGUAGUUACAACAAGCGAUGAUUAUAUUUGUAUAAGAGGAUGUAUUCUUCUCGGAGAGUUACUUUAUAUGGCUAAUAUAUUGAUGCCACCUUCAUUCUCUAGCCAUUCCAACUGUCUUCCUUCACUUAUGGCAGCACUCGCUGCUAAUAAUGAAAAGUCUCCAGAAGAGAGAGGAAAAGCAAGUGCAGCUGUAGGUUAUCUCCAUCAGUUGCACCAAAUGAAGAUGCUAAAACCUCAAUCUAAUAGUUUGUUCAUGCGUGAAAUUGUUGCUCAGUUUAAGAACAGUACAAAAACCAAGACACUUGAGUAUCAAAUAUCUUCACGAGAUACAGAUGAUGUCUUAACAGCCAUUCGUGAUACUCAAGUGACAACAUUACCUGAAGAAGAAUUUGAACAAUGGAAUUGGAAUCUAAUAAGUGCACUGUUAGAUUCUUCUAAAAUGACCAUCAAAAAGCCUGAUGAACCUCUUUACCUAAGGUUUAUAAGAAAACUAUUCAUGUUCUACAAGCCUGAUAAGAAAUUGUAUUGUAUGAUAAAGCAAGAUCCAGAAAACCAAAAAUAUACAGAUGUUGCGUUACAACUUACUGAUUUUCUUAUGCAGCCAUCAGAACAACCAGAGGGUGAAAAACUAAUGUUAGAGUUUCUUCAAGAUAUUACUGAAUCUUUAGCAGAGGCUGUCCAUCCUGGCAUUGUAAAUGGAAUCUUUGGCAAAUCCAGUUUGACAGACACUCUUUCAUCUGGUUAUAUUUUGAUAAUUGGGAGGUUUACCUCGACUAUGAAUGGAUGGAUUACUCUUAAUAAAACACAAUCUUUAAUUCCUCACCUUUUUGAAAUAUGUUCAAUGCAUUCUCGAGAGUAUUUGAUCAAAUUAAUUAUAUCAAGCUUGAACUAUCAAGAUACUAUUUCAAAAAUUAUCCUCACGAAAGUUUUAGUUGGUCGCAGCACUUCAUCAAGAUUAUUUGCCACAAAGUUUAUGAGGGUGUUAUUGUCAGCUGGUACUUCGGCACAAUUUAAUAAUUGGGGUAUUGAAAGGUUAUCCUUUCAGCUUUAUGACUAUGAUCCUGAGGUAGUUGAAGCAGCAUUCAGUGUUUUAGAAGAAGUAUGCGAGGACACGGCAAAUCUUAGGAAGCUUGUUGAAAUAAAACCUUGUUUAAUGCAUUUAGGAGGACAAGGAGUUAGACUGUUUUCACGUUAUGUCUCUGAGGUUGUUGGAUAUGAAUAUUUAAAAGAGAAAAACUAUCUUGACACUAUGGUUAGAUCAUGGGCUACAGAAUACACCAGAGAGUAUGUUAAUUGGAUAGAAAUAGAAAUUGCAAAAUCUCUAAGUACAUUUGAACCGCAGUCUCAAGAUGGUCUAUAUAUUAGAAGGUCAAAUUCUAGUACUAAAAAGAAAAAAGAUGUGUACAUAUUGCCCCAUUUAUAUGGAGAACUUGCAGUCAAUGAUUUUGGUGUUGAUCUUAUUAUAAAGCAGAACUUGUUAACAGAUGCUGUCAAUGUUAUUGUGGAGGCUUUAACCGAUACACUCUCAGAUGUCAUUCAGUUAAAAGCGGCACUCUGGUCAAUUGGACAUAUUUCUUCACGAUGGUCUGGAAUGAAUCUCAUUUUAAAAUAUCAGCGUUCGUCAUCAAUAGGAUCAUAUGAAGCAAACGAAAAUCUGGAAGAUUUAAAGAACGAAGAUAACCAAAUGAAAAAUGAAAGGCAUGAAGAUGAUCAAAUAGAUAUUGUUGAGUUAAUUGUUAAUAUGGCUCAAAACAGCCCUGUUCUCACAGUUAGAGGAACAUGUUUUUUUGUAUUGGGAUUGAUGGCUAGCACUAACCUUGGUGCUGGUAAGCUGGAAGAUUUGGGAUGGAGCAGUGUUCGACAUCAAGGCACUGAUAUUUGGCCAGUUAUUGAGCCUGAGUACACUUACAUAAUGGAACAAGAAUUUUUUGAUGAUGAUAAGGAAAAAGAAAUCAACUGUGAAGAAGCUGAUGUUCAUGAAGAAUCAGAAACACCUUUGAUGAAUUCUGUUUAUAUGGGAGAUGAAGAUAUAAUUGAUAACCAGAUUGGAGCAAUUGAAAUUACUUAUGAAACAUUUGGCAAAAAUAAAAAAAAAAACAAAGGGUACAAUGAAACUGACGUAGAAGAGAAGAAAAAGAAAAAAAAAGGAGAAAAUAAGAAGGGGGGAGAUGUUAAGGUGUUUGCUCGCCAUUAUGAUUUAACUGAAAACAAUGAACUUCAAGAAAAACAUUACAGUAAUACAGUAGAUACAUUAAGCACAGUUAAUCUUUCUUCAGGUCUACCAAUUGAAAUGUUCACAAAUCCUGAUAAAGUAUCAAUGUCUUCUUCUAAUAAGCCAGUUUUUAGUUCAUUCGGGAUAUAUCUAGGAGAUGAUGAUACCCUUGAUGAUUCCAUUGAAGCAAAUCUUUCAUAUAAUAGUCAAAUGUAUCUGCAUGAAAAAGUUCGAAUAACAGAGAACGGGGAACAAUUAUUGCCCAUUAAGGAAGAAAAAUCUCAAGAACUUCCUACCCAAGAAAAAUUUCGAUUAAUUUUGUCGAAUGAAGAAUCUUUAAUAUUAGAUCAAAAAGUAAAAGAUGAAAAGGUGAAAGAUGAAAAAGUAAUAGAAAAAAAAGUUAAGAGAUUGCCUGAUGCAGAUAGUUCAUUAAAUAGUGAAGAUCGAACCCCAACACAAAGUCCAUGUAUGACACAAAUUCAAAAUGGCAAUGAUGUAGGUAGAUAUCGCAGUAUUAGUUUAAAUGAUCGCUCAACAAUGUCUCGUACCCAGUCUUCAUUUCGUAGUUCAAGUUUUUCAGAUAGUGUCGGUAAUUCAAUACAUUCAUAUAAAAAUGAUCGUUUGAGAACAGGGAGUGAUCCUGGUGUAGUUCAAAAUACUUACAUAAAUGAUUUUAAUAACCAAAACAAAAAUAGUUUAAGAGAUAUUAACGAAAAUAGUAGAACCAAUAUAACAAAAGUAAAUAGAGAUAAAAGUAGCUUUGCAACUGAUGAUGAUCAAGAUCGUUCAAGCAGCUUUCUUUCUGAUUCAAGUACGAAUGAUAUGCAGCUCAGAACGUCAAGAUUAAGAGAUGGUUCUGUAAUAUCGCUUGGUACAAAAGGGACUAGAGGUUUAUCAUCUACUUUUUCAGAGUCGCCAAUUUCAAUAACAUACACUCGGGAUUUAGAUAACUUAGCAUAUACUGCUUGGAGGACGUUAAAAAAACAGCGAUCAUUUAAGAGAGAUAUAGAUUUUGCAUAUCGCAAAAAUAAUAGUUUUCCAGAUAAAUGGCGACAUUCUUCAAGGAGUCUUGCAUUGCAAUACCGCCGUAAUUUAGACUUGAAUAAACAUCGCCGCUCUGUUGGACAGCUAGCACUAUUUACUUGUCGACAAAUAAGUUUUUCAACCACUUCAAAUGACCAAUCCAAUGAGCGCUCUAAAAUUCGGUAUGUUGGAAGAUGCCUACCUAUAAAUAUUAGUGACUUUUUUAAGGUAGAGAGUUACAAAUAUGAGGGUUCAUGGCCUGAGCAUUUUUAUGAGUUCUCUGCAAAACACAACAUUCAAACAUUCGACCACCAACAGUACAAACAUGUAAUUGAUAGAUGCUUAGCUUGCAGUUUGUCCGGCAAAUAUUCUCAGAGUUGUUUACAGGAAUCAGAUGAAAAUACAAUAUCUCAUAAAAAUGAAGAUGAACAGCUUAAAGGUUCUUCAAUUGUUCAUUCAAAUGUUCGUGAUGAAAUUUUAAAACAGAUUGUAAAUCUCAGCAGCGGAGUUUCUUCCAAAGUCGCACAACAAGAACUAAUUAGUCUCCGUUCUAAACAUCCAUUGGCUUUUCAGAAUCUAUGUCUUUAUUCUCAAGUUAUGGAACAUCUGGGAAUGUUUACUUACAGACUUAGCAUAAGAAGAUUUGUUCAUGCGUUAUUUGAGGGUGUUGACUUUGCACUGGUUAUCGAAACAGCCGAUCAUAUAUUAGGUCGACCUAAUUGAAUCGAGUUUUUAAGUUUUUCUUCUAAAAUAAAAACAUUAGUGUCGUAUGUGAAUUUGACUUUGAAUCAAUCUUUCAAAAUCAUAAGUUUUUUUUAUUUAUUAAAAAUUAUUUUCAUCAAUCAUUUUUGAACUUAUUUUAAAUUUCCUUUUCUAAAUUUGUUUUCAUAUUGUACGAUUUUUGAAGAUAUUUUUUUCUAUCUGCUAUGCUAUUAUUACGGUAAACGAUCAGUGUUAAAUAAGAGUCAUAUUUUAGGGUUUUUGAUUUUGUUUUUACGUUUUCGAAUGAUAUAUUUAGAAAAAAUAAGCAUUUAUAUUUGUUUAUAUAUUUAUAUAUAAACAUAGUAUUUUUUGUCAAACAUUGUACAUAAACAUUGUAUUUUUAAAUAUUAUUUUAUAUACAGACUGAAGCUGGCAAAAUUAUUUCUUUUACUUAGUCACCUUGCUUUUGUUUUUUAAUCAUAUUUUUGCACUUUUUUUUAGCUGAAUAAAUAAUUAGGGAGAUUAUGUAUCUAUACACGCUAAGUCGAUUGUGAUAAAAGUUAUAUAAGUUUUAUUUCGGUUCAGCUUAGGUCUGUUUUUUAUUUUAUUGUUUAUAAAAAAAAAGUAGAAAAGUAAUAUCUAUUUUUUUUUAUAUUUUUGUUAUAAGUUGAGUUCAAGUCAGAUUCCAGCAAA
Hydra vulgaris (swiftwater hydra) is the source of this 5930-nucleotide messenger RNA. Its product is annotated as rapamycin-insensitive companion of mTOR. Gene Ontology annotation, cellular component: TORC2 complex. NCBI's taxonomy places the organism in Eukaryota, Metazoa, Cnidaria, Hydrozoa, Anthoathecata, Hydridae. The record is from RefSeq and is a predicted model, not a curated record. Gene Ontology annotation, molecular function: protein serine/threonine kinase activator activity. Gene Ontology annotation, biological process: TORC2 signaling; positive regulation of phosphatidylinositol 3-kinase/protein kinase B signal transduction.